AUGAAGAAAAAUGGGCAACUCCGCAUAUGUGUGGAUUACCGAGAUCUUAAUCGGGCUUGCUCAAAAGAUGAAUUCCCACUCCCCAUCGCUGAGUUAUUGGUAGAUGCUACCACUGGUUUCGAUGCCUUAUCAUUCAUGGAUGGGUUUUCUGGGUACAACCAAAUCAAGAUGGCACCUGAAGAUGAAGAGCUCACUGCUUUUCGAACACCAAAAGGCAUAUUUUGCUAUACAGUUAUGCCAUUUGGUCUCAAGAAUGCAGGGGCAACCUACCAAAGAGCAAUGGCCACAAUUUUUGAAGACAUGAUGCACAAUACUGUUGAAUGUUAUGUUGAUGAUUUAGUGGUCAAAACAAAAGAAAGGGAAAAUCAUCUUGAUGAUUUAAAACGAGUCUUUGAUAGGCUCAAGCAACACAAUCUCAAGAUGAACCCUUUAAAAUGUGCAUUUGGGGUAACAUCAGGAAAGUUCCUCAGGUUUAUAGUCAGACAUCGAGGAAUUGAAAUCGACCCUGCAAAAAUCAAAGCAAUUUUGGAAAUGCCUCCCCCAUGUAACUUACGUCAACUACAUGGACUACAAGGAAGACUUACAUAUAUCCGAAGGUUCAUCUUAAACCUGUCCGGUAGAUGUCAACCUUUUUCGAGAUUGAUGCAGAAAAAUGUCCCAUUCAUUUGGGAUGAGGCAUGCCAAAAUGCUUUUGAAAGUAUUAAGAAAUACCUGUUACACCCACUAGUGUUGAGAGCUCCAAUCUUAGGAAAGCCAUUGAUAUUAUAUAUCACCUCACUUGACCGCUCCUUGGGAGCCUUGCUGGCGCAGAACAAUGAGGAGGGAAAAGAAGAGGCUCUUUACUACCUAAGUAGAACUUUAGUAAGGGCAGAACAAAACUACCCUCCAAUCGAGAAAGUGUGCUUGGCUUUAAUUUUUGCCGUCACAAAAUUACGGCAUUAUUUACUCUCACACCCUGUGACUUUAGUGUCAAAAGCUGACCCCUUAAGAUAUAUUCUAUCAAAGCCCGUGUUGUCUGGACGACUGGCCAAAUGGUCUAUGAUUUUGUCAGAAUUUGAAAUCAACUUUGUCCCGCAAAAAGCAAUAAAAGGGCAAUCAUUGGCGGAUUUUCUGGCAGCACACCCAAUUCCAGAUGAUAUGGAGUUGCGAGAAGAUCUUCCAGACGAAGAAGUUUUCACGGUAGAUACUUCAUCAUGGCAAUUAUACUUUGAUGGGGCAGCGAAAAAUAGUGGGGCAGGUGCUGGAAUUUUCUUUGUGACACCAUCGGGAGGCCUGAUACCUUACUCUUUCCAUAUUCUAGCUAUAUGCACCAAUAAUGUAGCAGAAUACGAAGCGUUAGUUAUCGGCCUCGAAGUUGCACUCGAAAUGAAAAUACAAUCAUUGGAAGUAUUUGGCGAUUCUCUCUUGGUCAUUAAACAAAUGAGUGGUGAAUUUGCAGUCAAGCACGAGAAUUUAAUCCCUUACCAUGAAAAGGCUAAAUAUUUGCUUGGUCAAUUUCAAGAUAUAACUCUAAAUCAUAUCCCUAGAUCAAAAAAUGGUAAAGCUGAUGCGUUAGCUAAUUUAGCUGCUUCGCUAACACUUCCUGAAGAAAGGGAUAUCCAAAUUACCAUAGGGGAGCGCCAUGUACUAUCCCAAUCCACGGAAAGAGUUGAAGAAGAAAAUACAGUCAACUUGAUAACUUUCCUGGACAACGCAAAUGAAAACGACUGGCAUCAACCAAUCAAAGACUACAUCCAAAAAGGAGUCUUGCCAGAAGACUUGAAGAAAAAAAUGGAUGUAAGAAGAAGAGCGCCUCGAUUUGUGGUCUUUAAUGACACAUUGUACAAGCGUUCAUUCGAUGGGAUAUUGUUGAGAUGUCUCUUGAAAGAAGAGGCAGCACAUGCACUUAAAGAAACUCAUGCCGGUACAUGUGGCGCCCAUCAAACUGGCCCAAAACUAUCAGCUCAAUUAAAGCGGUUGGGUUACUAUUGGCCUACUAUGGUUCAAGAUGCGAUUAAUUUUGCUAAAGGUUGUAAGUUGUGCCAAUUACAUGGAGAUUUCAUCCACCAACCCCCUCAACCACUCCAUCCUUCUAUACUAUCAUGGCCUUUCGAAACAUGGGGAAUGGACGUCAUUGAUUCUUUUACACCACCUUCUUCCAAAGCCCACAAAUAUAUUUUGGCCAUUACAGAUUACUUCUCCAAAUGGGAUGAAGCCGUACCACUAAAAGAAGUACGGGUAGAAGAUGUCGCUGAUUUUAUAAGGACUCACGUAAUUUAUCGAUACGGGGUUCCUUCAAAAAUUAUCUCCGACAAUGCCCUUUUAUUUCAAAUGUAA
Humulus lupulus (European hop) is the source of this 2316-nucleotide messenger RNA. RefSeq lists its product as uncharacterized. Gene Ontology annotation, biological process: DNA integration. Bases 1 to 2316 code for a protein of 771 amino acids. The transcript has a single exon. Gene Ontology annotation, molecular function: RNA-DNA hybrid ribonuclease activity; nucleic acid binding. The record is from RefSeq and is a predicted model, not a curated record. NCBI's taxonomy places the organism in Eukaryota, Viridiplantae, Streptophyta, Magnoliopsida, Rosales, Cannabaceae.